Molecule: messenger RNA, 1172 nt
Organism: Stylophora pistillata
Lineage: Eukaryota; Metazoa; Cnidaria; Anthozoa; Scleractinia; Pocilloporidae
Product: proteasome subunit alpha type-2
Biological process (GO): ubiquitin-dependent protein catabolic process
Cellular component (GO): proteasome core complex; proteasome core complex, alpha-subunit complex
Source: RefSeq, a predicted model, not a curated record
CGCGGUGCAUUAGUGUUAACCCUGAUCCAAAAUGACGGAAAGAUACAGCUUUAGUCUUACAACUUUCAGUCCUUCUGGAAAACUUGUUCAGAUAGAAUAUGCCCUGGCAGCUGUAGCAGCAGGAGGACCUUCUGUAGGAAUAAAAGCAUCAAAUGGAGUUGUCCUUGCUGCUGAAAAGAAACAGAAGUCAGUUUUAUAUGAUGACAGUACAAUCAACAAGGUGGAAAUGGUAACAAAAAGUGUGGGUAUGGUUUAUAGUGGAAUGGGCCCAGACUACAGAGUUCUGGUUCGACAUGCCAGAAAGAUAGCCCAGCAAUAUUAUCUAAUGUAUCAGGAGGAAAUACCAACAGCACAGUUGGUUCAAAAACUUGCAUCUGUCAUCCAGGAGUAUACCCAGUCAGGUGGGGUUCGACCAUUUGGUGUGUCUCUUCUGGUUGCGGGAUGGGAUGACGACAGGCCAUACUUAUUUCAGUGUGAUCCUUCAGGGUCAUAUUUUGCCUGGAAGGCCACUGCUAUGGGUAAAAACUAUAUCAAUGGCAAAACCUUUCUUGAAAAGAGGUAUAAUGAAAAUCUUGAACUAGAAGAUGCUAUCCACACAGCAAUCUUGACUCUCAAGGAGAGUUUUGAAGGGCAAAUGACAGAAGACAACAUUGAGUUAGGAGUGUGUAAUGAGCAAGGCUUCCGUCGUCUUACCCCUGCAGAAGUAAAGGACUACCUGGCUUCUAUCAUAUCUUAAUUUAACAGCAUCUUCUGUGAUGUUGGUAGAAGAAAAUCUGUCUUCAGGGCUAGCUUCUUUUGUUUUGUUUUUUUUCGUUAAAGUUUCCCUUGCUUUAAAGUGACAAGGCGCUAAAACAUCCUGGACUGGUUGAAUUUCAAAGGUAUCAUUAGACGUGUGUGUACUUAAUAAGCAAAUGCAUCUUGUAUGACAACUGCUGUUUUUGCUGCCAUGUUUUACUGAAUCAGCCGUAAUUGUUUGCCACUAAUCAUUCAGGAACAUCUCAUUUAAGUUUUGACAAGGUUAUCACUAUUAAGUAUUAAUAGCAGUUGCAUUGUAGUGCUGGCAGUCACAUCUUUUUACUCAGCAAUUUCUUCUUUGUUUCCCUCUAAUGUAGUAUGUAGUAUUUCAAAACCAAGCCUUCCACAGAAUAAAUACAAUCUCUCUAGUUUGUGAA